Bactrocera tryoni is the source of this 2589-nucleotide messenger RNA. It is a transcript of the gene Zasp67, whose product is annotated as RE1-silencing transcription factor. Gene Ontology annotation, biological process: muscle structure development; actin cytoskeleton organization. The coding region runs from base 167 to 2176 and encodes 669 amino acids. The record is from RefSeq and is a predicted model, not a curated record. Lineage: Eukaryota; Metazoa; Arthropoda; Insecta; Diptera; Tephritidae. The transcript has 8 exons. Gene Ontology annotation, molecular function: actin binding; muscle alpha-actinin binding. Gene Ontology annotation, cellular component: stress fiber; Z disc; filamentous actin.
CGUCGUCGCGUCAGUUGCCAAUAUUCACUACACCGCCGUAGCAUCUGCUAGCCAAGUGGCUGGGCUAACACCGAGCGCAAACUAAUUGCACGGGAAAUUUAUUAAUCGUCGUAAAUCUAUUAUCAAUAUUGCCGCAAGAAGUGGAGCAUAAAUUGAAACAUACAAAAUGGUGAUCGAUAUUAAAAUGUGUCGCUUCGAGAACGUGUCUUGGGGCUUUCGUUUGGUCGGCGGUGCGGACUUCGAAUUUCCGCUGACGGUCGUUAAGGUCAAUGAGGGCAGCAUAGCCGAGGAGGCCGGUUUGUGUGAAGGUGACGUCAUUGUACGCAUUAACGACACAGCCACCUCGCCACUGACACACGAAGAGGCAGACAAAGUAAUUAGGCACUGUGGAAAUGUGUUCUACAUCGGUGUUCAACGUGAGGGCGAAGAGCAAUUGGUGCCGAAAAUGUUCCCUGUUUACGGAGCCGAGCGCCCCACAACGCCACUAACUUUCAUCGAUAUAAGUGGACGUAAGAGCCCGAUUCCUCCUCAACUGGAAGAUGAAGUGGAGCUGCGGACAGAGAUUUUACCCGAGCUUCCAGAACGACCGUCGUCGGUGCUUUCGGAAGAAACGGAAAUCAAGUUGGUGGAAGAAGAAAUCGCCGCAGUGCUUUCGGGUGAAUCAGAGGUCCUAACCGAGCAUAACGUCUUGGGCGUAAAUUUCUACAGACUUUUUCCCAAGCCUGGUGUCUGUAUGACCAGCGAUGUGUUGCGAACACUCAAUGAAGAUGCCACCAAAACAAGAGCUGAGAAAGAAAAGGAAAACAAAAAGUGGUCAACGUUUCUGGUAAAGCCUGAUCGUCCCAUACCGAAGAGCAAGGAACAAAUCGAGGCUGAGCGCAGAGCCGCCAAUGCAUACAAGGUUAAGAUAGUUAAAUCAGCCCCAAGAUCGCGUUCAGUAUCACCGAUGCCCCAGCCAAUCGUACCACCAACAGAACCAGUUGAACCGACAGUGCCAGUUGAAAGUAAGCAACCGUCACCACCAAAAGUUGAGGAAAUUGAAGAACCUCCACCAACUGACAGCGAAUUGCCUAAUUUGGAAGAAGUAAAAAUUAUAGUCGAACCACCAGCUGAGGACAAAGAGGGUGAACAAGUAGACACGGUUGACAAAAUAAUAUUGGCUGGCGAAAACCAAGCAGAAAACGGAGAAGAGGGUCAAAGCAAUAACGAAGAAAUAUCGUCCACAAAGGAGACGACACCAAUAUUGGUAGAGAAACUUGAAGAGUCUACAACAGCAAAUGAUACUACAGCUGCGCCAGAAGUUUCUACCGAACCUAAAAACUCCAUACCACAACGUGAAAAAACCGAAGAGGAACUAGCUUUGGAACGUCAACUCGCCGACGUGCAACGCCAAUUGGCCGCACUUUCUUCCCUUCCCUCCACCAUACAAUCCACACUCGACGCAGUCACAAAGCAGUUGGCAACACUUCUGCCAGCGUUCCAGUUACAGACCGGAUCUCAGCCAUCGCCAACUCCCGUUCCAGCUUUAGCUGAGACGCGCUCAAUUAAUCUAGAAAAGAUAGAUGAAGACGCUGAAGUGAAUAAAGCGGAAGGCGAAACAAAAGAGCUGGACUCAAGUCGCGAACAGGAUGGUUCAGUUACUGAGAAUGUUACUGCGGUUGCAGAGGAGGUCACAGAAAGCAUUGCAACUGAUGCGCCAACUUUGGACGCAGCGAAGCUUCAGGAGGCAAAACAAAAUAAGGAAGAUACACAGCAAAUGGAGGAGGAACAGAAUGCAAAGAAACAAAAGCGCAACGAUGUGAUCGAGGAACUCGAGGAGCAAUUGGAACGCAAAAACAAUCCACGUCGCUCGAAACGCGCCUUUGGCCCAUUGACACCAUCUUCCGAGCGUCCGCUUGUGUUACCCGGCGGCAGGCGUUGGUAUCGACCCAAGGAUGCCUACAACGACGAGUUCAUAGCGGAAACCCUGAGUGCGCAAGCGGAACUCAUAACUGGCACCACAUUGGGAGUCAACUUCAUGAAGUAUCAAAAGCCUGAAAAGAAAAUCGACUUGAAUAGAAGUGAAGUUUACAAAGUAAUUCAUCACUUGGACCGACAGCCAGUGCGCGGCAUUGAAGUUCGGCCACCCGUGGUGCCGGCUGAAGUGGAUAUAAGAAAGGUGGCGCUGCAGCCGUAACCUGUCGCACGGAACGGCGGAACUGCGGCGCAAAUGUACGCAUGCUAAUAUCAAAACCAUGUUACCGCUAAACUCAACAACUGCGGCGGGCGGCACAAGGGAUCCGCAAGCCACAAGCUGAUGCGCCGACCAACCAGCCGCCGCUUCGCCGCCACAUUCACGACCACCAUCACCACAAAUAUAGUGUACACGACUGGAAACCUCAAAUACCGAGAUGCCUUUGCGUCCUGCGUCAAUGCAGAUUUCAAAUUUAGCUUUUAUGUAGACUUGCCAACUACAGGCAUUACAUACAUAUAUGUACACAUAUUUAAUGUUUUUAUGUAAAUUUUUCCCGAUUUUAAUUCAUUUCCCAUUCGCCUGUGACAAACCAAAGUAAGCAGCGUUGCAAUAAAUCAAAAUUACAUACAUAUUCA